Saccoglossus kowalevskii is the source of this 1228-nucleotide messenger RNA. RefSeq lists its product as uncharacterized. NCBI's taxonomy places the organism in Eukaryota, Metazoa, Hemichordata, Enteropneusta, Harrimaniidae. The record is from RefSeq and is a predicted model, not a curated record.
CGAAAGGAUAACAACAACGACUGGUUGCGCGAGUACAAUUGAUUUUUGUUGAUCGAACAGAUGUGUAAUAUUGAAUGCAUUAGUAGAUAAAGUUAUGGAAAGUUACAAGUCUUCUUCAUCCAGUGAGGAAGUUUCUGGGAAGCCUUUAGUUGGUGAUGAUGAUGUUAAAAGACCUAAACGACCCCCACUACCUAAGGAAUAUGAAGGCGAUCCAGAUUUGGAGAAGGGAUCUGUUAAUUUAUUAGGAGAUUCUGAUCUGGACGAUGAAGGGCCUGACAUUCUUCCCUUGCCACGACAGUAUAUUGGUAGACUUAGAGGAGAGCAUGAUAUCGUACCAUUGUAUGAUGAUACAGACUCAGUGUUGUCUGAUGAACCUCCUCCUCCCAUUCCACCAAAACCUACAGAUAGUGAAAAAUCUCCACCUCCCAGACCUGAAUCACCAGCAGACAGUGAUCUGUCAUUGCCUUCUAAAGCAUCAUCCGAUUCUAAAAGACGUCCUUUGUCAGUACAUGAUGGAGAUACUGUCGAUGGAUGGAAGCCAUCACCCAAGGAAAGUAUAUUCAGUAUAUUUUGUGAUGAGGAACCAGUUGAACUACAAGCUAUACCUCCACCACUAGUUCAUGAAGAACCAGAAACAGAGGCAGAAACAUCAUUUAUUACUCCAGGAAUACAAGAUAGUGUCCAGCGAACCUGGGCACCAAUACAGGAUGCAACACUAAAGGUUGGAAUGAAAGAAAAAAGUUCCACAGGAGAAGUUUAUGAGAAAAAAGUGUAUCCAUCAGGAAGGCAUGCUAUUGGACCAGAUCAUCAUUUCCGUCAAUUUUCCAGUGUAGCACAUUUUGUUGAAAUGGAUGAUUUAGCAAUUGCAACAGUAGAUAAAUUGCAAUUUGUUAUUCAGUGUACAUUUCAGUAUUUUUUGAGGAGGAAGGGGGACGCUUUCCCUAUCGUAGUUGGUUCUAGCAGAGCAAAUUCUCUUUUGGUGCCUGGAAUAAAAUGUGGAGCUAACCUGCUGGAAAUGAUAGUCGAAACACCAGUAGUUCUUCCAGAUAUACCGGACUUGCUGUCCCAACUGGACGGCGCACUGCCAACAAGCCCAGCAAGUGUACCACUUACAUGCAUGGAGGCUCUCAGUAGACUCGCGCAGACGAAAGGUCUAUCUAAGCGGACUGCCAAUGUCCUGGCCAUGGCGAACAGGGAUUCCACCAACUCUGCCUACAACUCGAAAUGA